AUGACUUGUACAUCUAAGGAUUGCAGAAAUAUGGUUGAUAAGCUAAGGCGUAUAAGGCUUGGGGAAGGAGAUGCCGCUGCAAUUCUUAAAUAUUUUGCAAAGAUGAGUACGCAAAAUUCUGGUUUCUAUUAUAAGGUGGAUUUAGAUGAGGAGGGUCACUUGGAUAAGGUGUUUUGGGCAGAUGGUAGGUCUAGAGAAGCAUAUAAGGAAUUCGGCGACGUUAUCUCAUUUGACACUACAUACUUGGUGAACAAGUAUAAUAUGCCCUUUGCCCCAUUUGUAGGGGUAAAUCACCAUGGACAGUCGAUAUUACUUGGGUCUGGGUUGGUUUCCCAUGAAAAUUCUGAUUCAUUUGAGUGGUUAUUUUCUCAGUGGCUUGAUUGUAUGUCUGGACAUGCACCUCCAGCAAUAAUUACUGACCAGGAUCUGGCCAUGAAAAAGGCAGUAAAAAUUGUAUUGCCAAAUAGCAGGCAUAGAUGGUGUUUAUGGCAUGUGAUGAAAAAGUUGUCGGAGAAGUUUAAAAGCUAUAAAAACUAUGACCGCAUUAAGUAUUCAAUGAAGAAGGUAGUAUAUGAUACACAAUAUCCGUCGGAAUUCGAAACUAAAUGGAAGGAAAUGAUAGAUAAGUAUAACUUGUCCAAUAAUGAGUGGUUAAAGGAUUUGUAUGAAGAUAAGGAGCGUUGGGUACCUUGUUAUUUGAAAGGAACUUUUUGGGCUGGAAUGUCCUCUACACAAAGGUCUGAAAGUAUGAAUUCAUUUUUCGACGGAUACCUCCGUCCACAAACAACUCUAAAACAGCUUGUAGAGCAAUAUGAGCUGGCAUUAAGGGACAAGGUAGAAAAAGAAGCUAUAGCUGAUGCAGAGUCUGCUUCCAAAAUGAUAACUACUGCCACUGAGUUUGAUAUGGAUAAACAGAUUCAGGAAAUAUAUACUUUAUCAAAAUACAAAGAGUUCCAAACAGAAUUAGUGAAGAAAAUUUACUGUGAAAUAAUCCGUCAAGUAGAGGAGGAUCCAGUAGGAACAUUCAAAUAUGUGGUUCGUGAAAGUGUGUGGUUUAAAAGGUUUGACAAACAGAAAAUUAAGAAAUUGGUUAACUUUGAUGUGAUUUUUCAUUCAAAAGACUGUGAAGUUGCUUGCAGUUGCCAGAAUUUUAGUUUUAGAGGAAUUCUCUGCAGACAUGCUAUUAGUAUAUUAACCCGUCAAGGAAUAGAGUUACUACCUGAAAAAUAUAUUGUUAGAAGAUGGAGAAGAGAUGUGAAAAGAUCCCACACAUCUAUGAAGGUUAAUGUCAAUUUUUGGGAGAAUCCUGUUGAACGUGAACGUUAUAAUAGUUUGACUAUUUUGUUCAGUGAGGUUGCAGACAUGGCAGUAAAAAAUGGUGAUGAAUUCGAUAGUAUUAAACAUUGGUUGGUCAAGAAGCUGGAGAUGUUAAAGAAACAAAAAGAAAGUGCUGAGAUUGAACCAAAAAGUCUUUCCACCAGUGAGUGUAAAGAAGGGGAAGAAACAGAUGUGAUAGAAAAAAAUGGGGAAGAAAAUAAUUUGCAUGAAGAAGCCAUGGAUUUAGUUGGAGUGGGUGUACUUGAUCCUACAAGUAAGAGACAGAAAGGAAGACCACGAAGCACGGCAUAUAAAAAUACAUGGAAACCUAGUAACAAGAAUUAUUCAACCAAUGAUGCAAGUGUAUCUAAUGAAGGUGAUGGAGAUGUAGCUUUGGAAGUUCCUACUAUGACGAAAAAGAAACGAGGCAGACCUCCAGGUAGCAAAAAUAAGAACCAAAAUAUGAACACCAAUCUGGCAGGUGAUGGAAUUGUGCAGCAAUCUCAAGCAACAUAUGCCACACAAGAGAGUGUCGUGUCCAAUGGAGUACCACCACAAGCGCCUGUAUACCAACCAUGGGGAUUAUAUCCAAUUCCCCAUUCAAAUUAUGCAGGACUGACGAUGGACCCGAAUGCAGUGACUCAAGGGUCGUCGUUUUCUUAUCUGUCCGCCGUGCUUAAUCCAUGGAUGUUUGGAGGACAGUUUGGAUAAUGCAUAAUAUUGAACCUUGUGCUGAUUUUUAGUUUUUUUGGUAGUUAUUAUGUGGACAACAA
This is a messenger RNA of Papaver somniferum (opium poppy), 2090 nucleotides long. RefSeq names its product protein FAR-RED IMPAIRED RESPONSE 1-like. Bases 1 to 2028 code for a protein of 675 amino acids. Gene Ontology annotation, molecular function: zinc ion binding. Gene Ontology annotation, biological process: regulation of DNA-templated transcription. Lineage: Eukaryota; Viridiplantae; Streptophyta; Magnoliopsida; Ranunculales; Papaveraceae. The transcript is spliced from 3 exons. The record is from RefSeq and is a predicted model, not a curated record.